AUGUCGGAAUCGAAAUAUGAUUCUGUCAAAAAGAAAGAACUCUCUGAUCAAGAAUUACAUGAUAUCAAUUGCAGUAGUGACUUCACGGAUACUUGUGACUAUGGCCUUCUUCAGGAAAGUGUAUUGGGGUUAUAUACAACAAUGCAAGAAUUCGCCAGCCACCCAAUAUUUAAAUCACAUGUACAAAACGAAGCGUUCAAAAUGAUUGACAUUGACAAUCAAUUGAAGACAAGAAACAGAGAUUUGACGGAAGACCAUGCAAUAAUUUUUGCUGGUGAAACCGGUGCUGGGAAAUCAACUGUCAUUAACUUGUUGAUUAAUGAAGAGGAGGAUGUUCUACCCGUAGACAUCACAGCAACAACUUCAAGGCUGUGUAAAAUUCUGAAUUGUGAUCCAAUGGUAAUAUUAACAAAGAAUCAUGAAAACAAAACAAUAGAGGAGAGAAAGUUUCAAUCUCAUGAGAAAUCAAAUAUGAUAUCCAGUCUGAGAGACCUUGUUAGAACAGAUGAUCCCAAAGUGAGAUCCAUAAACAUUUGUCAUCCUGUUCCAAUUCAACAGGGAAAGAGAAAUAUUAUACUUCUCGAUACACCAGGAGUUGGUAAUAAAAAACAGGAUGAAGUUGUUAAAAUGAUGAUGGAAUAUCUACCCAACUCGGUGGCAUUGAUUUUCAUCAUAAAUAUUGGAAAUGCUGGAGGAUUUCAAAACGACAGCCUUCGUGGGUUUUUGGCUGAGAUGAGGGAAUCAAUGUUCCAGAUGCCCUGUUUUGAACCCCAAAAUGCAAUUUUUUUACUUAAUAAAUGGGACACGCUGAUCCCCAAUAGAUGGGAAAAUGACCUUUUUGAUCAGAUGAAAAGAAAAACACAUGAGAUCUGGAAAGACGUUGAUGACAGAAAUAUUUUUAAAUUUGCAGCAGGAAGGGUUACCCAAAAUAAAAUGUACAAAGAUGAACUGGAAAAGUUCAAAUCCGUCUUGAAAGAAAUGAUGGAAAGAAAUGAAAGUAAAAGAGUUAAAGAGCAUCUUGAGUAA
Molecule: messenger RNA, 1026 nt
Organism: Saccostrea cuccullata (small rock oyster)
Lineage: Eukaryota; Metazoa; Mollusca; Bivalvia; Ostreida; Ostreidae
Exons: 6
Coding region: 1-1026 (341 amino acids)
Source: RefSeq, a predicted model, not a curated record